CAAAAUGCAGCAAACCUAAUUUGGCCACUGUCUCGAAGCCAGUUUGAGAACACCCAAUUCUCAGAAAGAUGGAAUCCAACCGAAAGCAGUGUGGCUGCAUGCUGUGUCCCGAGUGCGAGAAUAUUAUUCGCGCUAAGGUGAGACUGUGGCUGCAGGAGCAGCCUUUCUCGACUGAGGUCGAGGAUCAGAAUUGCAAGCCCGAAGCAGCCAGAGAAGCCGGCUUUUCGGGGGUCCCUCUUCUUGCGGCUAAAUACUCGGAAGCUGCCGAUGCGGUUCAUGCGUACGCUUAUCGCCUUCUGGAAUGUAAAUUGGACAGCGUCGAGUCGACGGACAGCGGCUCAAAAACUGACACGUCCGUUGUUGGCUGCUGUUCCGGAAAAUCCAUUUCUGAAGAUGGGGACACUUCUGUCUCCCAGGUGGAUGACGGAGACUUUCCAAUAGAUCCCCUAUCAAGCCCUUCUCAAGCUGUUGAUUCUGGAAGUAUUGAUAAGCCCCUUGAUGGUCUUUGAAGAACUUGACGUACAUCGACUACUACGAUGCUUCGACGACCACCCACUGCGCCACUGCCUUACCCCUAAGCCAGGAGGCACUAAAUUGUGGAGUCGUAUAUGUAUAUAUGGUGCCCAAUAAAUUAAGUUCAUUGAUUCAAGAA
Messenger RNA from Rhipicephalus microplus (southern cattle tick), 652 nucleotides. RefSeq lists its product as uncharacterized. The record is from RefSeq and is a predicted model, not a curated record. Lineage: Eukaryota; Metazoa; Arthropoda; Arachnida; Ixodida; Ixodidae.